Messenger RNA from Symbiodinium sp. CCMP2592, 789 nucleotides. Lineage: Eukaryota; Dinophyceae; Suessiales; Symbiodiniaceae. The record is from the annotation of a GenBank genome assembly.
AUGGGCAAUCGAGUGAUGUGCGGCGGCGCCCCGCAGUCGUGCGUGGACGAGUGUGCGCGACUGCACUUCGAGACCAGGAGCCGCGAGGCCGAUGAGCCGGAGUGUGAUCCGGCAGGUGCCGUCUUCCAAGAAACCCUGCUUGGGCUUCCACCUCGGGACCAGGAGGGGUUGAUCUUUGCUGGCACUUCCAACCUGGUCGCACUGCGCUGGCUGAUGCUGUUGGGUGCCAACGCCAAGGCGCGCGAUCGAAAUGGGACCACUUUGCUACACGCGGCCUGCCGCAGCGGAAGCUUCCUGGUGGCCCAGGAGCUGCUCCGACGGGAGCUGCCGCUGGAUGCAACAGAUUCAGCAGGUUGGACGCCUCUCCACGUGGCAGCAAUGAUGGGGCGCCGUGAGCUGACUCAGCUGCUCCUGCAGGCCCAGAUCAACCCGCACGUUCAGAACAAGCGGGGGGCCACACCCCUCGACUUGUGCAGCGAUGUCUCCACACGCGAGGCCCUUCGCACCUUUGCGUUGAAGGCGCCCGAGGUGACAUCACGGAUCAAUUCUGUUGAGGAGUUCCAGAGGCUGGCUCGCGUGCAAGGCGAGGUGGGCGAAGACCCCACGGCCACCUGCGAGCCCUUCUUCGUCCCUAGGCAGCCGGUCUUCGAAGAUGAGGCGCACUACAAGGUGUUGGUCAACAUCGGCUUGGAGAUGGCCCACAAGAGCGCCGCUCAUGCGCUCGCUUUCUUUGUGGCCACAGGCGCGUUUGUGUUUGGCCUUCUCAUGCAAGAUGCGGGCCGUCGGUAG